This is a messenger RNA of Trichomycterus rosablanca, 2731 nucleotides long. It is a transcript of the gene sxph, whose product is annotated as saxiphilin. The coding region runs from base 426 to 2606 and encodes 726 amino acids. The record is from RefSeq and is a predicted model, not a curated record. Gene Ontology annotation, biological process: iron ion transport. Gene Ontology annotation, cellular component: plasma membrane; early endosome; extracellular region. Lineage: Eukaryota; Metazoa; Chordata; Actinopteri; Siluriformes; Trichomycteridae. The transcript is spliced from 17 exons.
UUUCAUAAAUGCAUAGCGACAACUGCAAAUGUUGUUCAUUACUUGCGCUGGAAUGUUAACGUUCACCGAAAGUCAAUUUUAUUUCUGUAGAAUCACAUUAUAAAGAACUGUGGGACUUACAUGCUUUUUAUUAUCAUAUAGCCCUCAUAAAGCCCUUUUGAUCAACUGGUCAAUCAAGUUUGGCCUGCGCAGAGCACUAACAUCUACCUAAUCCAGCAUCUUUGCUCGCUAGCAGUGCCCUACCUCAUUGAUGGUCUUGAGACUAAAUGGAAGUAAAUUCUCACAGCCGUGUUCCAAAAUCCAGUGUAAAAUUGCCUUGCCUAUUUGAACGGUUAAGAAGGAAAUAGCUCAAUCUGGCAACAUGGAGCCGUUCUUACUACUACGUCGGUGUGCGCUAGUUUCAAUACAGUGAACUAAAAAGUAUCAUGAUGAAGGGAGUGUCUGGACUUCUCAUUUUUCUUCUCUCUACAGCUGUGUGGGCAAAGAAAAUGCGCUGGUGUACAGUGUCAGAGCCGGAGCAGAGGAAGUGUGCAGACCUGGCUAAAGCACUUUUAGCUGUCCUUUCUCCUGCUACGGCUACAUCCUUGGGCCGACUGUCCUGUGUGAGAACCUACAGCACAGCUGACUGUCUCAGUAGGAUACGGGAUAAUAAAGCUGAUCUUGUGACUCUGGAUGCUGGAGAGGUUUAUUCUGCAGUAAAGCAGUUUGGUCUCACAGCAGUGGCCAAAGAAAUCUACAGUGAUGGUGGCUGUAUUCGGGCAGUAGCGGUUGUGAGGAACACAAGUUCACUAGACAUCCGCUCUCUAAAGGGAAGUAGAAGCUGUCACAGUGGAGCUCGCUGGACAUCAGGCUGGAGUCUGCCUUUAGGACACCUCCUUUCACGCAACUACCUGCCCUGGGUUGAAGGACAGCCCCUCAGUCAGGCGGUCAGUGCCUUUUUCAAUGGCAGCUGUGUUCCUGGAGCAGGACACAUGGGGCAUAGCCUGUGUUCCCAGUGCCAAGGUCAAAGGUCAUAUGUUCCACAGAGAAACUCCUACUGUGAGACAUCUCACAAUGAACCGUUCUACCAUAAUCAAGGAGCUCUCAGGUGCCUGCAGUCAGGAGCUGGAGAUGUAGCUUUUGUGGAUCACUCAAUGUUGGGUAGUUUAAAAGACAGUGAGAAGGACGAGUACAGGUUGUUGUGCACAGACGGUACUCAAGCUCCGCUUAGCAGUUUCAGCACUUGUAAUCUUGGCCGUGGUCCUGGUGGUGGUGUGGUCACACGUGUUAACCUCCGUAAGAUUGCUCGCAGGUUCUUGAUAGCUGCUCAGAUGGCAUUCGGCAAGAGAGGAAAAGAGCGUGAGCGUUUCCAGCUUUUUAGUUCAUCAGCGUAUGGGGUGAGUGACCUGAUGUUUAGAGAUGUCACGGAUAAACUGUCCAUUCUGCAAGAGGACAUAGACAUCAGUCAGGUUCUAGGACUGGACUAUGUUGCUUUACUGAAGGGCCUCAGACAUGAAGGAAGCUCUCUGGAGGACAGUGUGGUGAGAUGGUGCUGUAUAAGUCAUGCUGAACAGGAGAAAUGUGAGCGUUGGGCUCUUAGCAUAAAGUCUGAUCCUCUCGUGUGUGUGAGAGCCUCAUCUAUGAGUGACUGCAUUGAGCAGAUCAAGAGGGAUAAAGUGGAUGCUGUGUCUCUGGAUGCUACACAUGCCUUUAUAGCUGGAAAAUGUGGCCUUGUCCCUGUAGUGACUGAAUAUUAUGGGGCCAAGUGUGAAUCCACUGAAGCAGGAGACAGCUAUUUUGAAACUAAAGAUCUGCCACCAGUGUAUAGUGUGGCGGUGGCACGGCGCUCAAGCAAAAGUGUGUAUUUUGGGAAUUUUGGUGGCCGACGUUCUUGCCACAGUCACGUAUACAGUCCUGCUGGCUGGGUUUUGCCUUUGAAGCACACACUGAGUGCAGAACAUAACAAAGGUUCCUGUGAACCAAACAAAGUGUACUCGAAGGUGUUUUGGAAAGGCUGUAUGCCAGGAGCUGAGGACAGUAUGUGUAAGGUGUGUGUAGGUGGAACAGAGGAAGUUGCCACUAAACGAUGUACCAACAACCACAAUGAGCGCUACUACGGGAACAUGGGAGCCCUGCGGUGCCUGGUUGGAGACCCCAGUGGAAAAAGCUUUGGAGAUUUGGCAUUUAUGGAGCAUCACAACCUAGAAAGCAACAUUAAAUAUCUUAACAGCAGUGGUUGGGCUACAGGCUUCUUUGCCCAGGAUUUUGAGUUGCUGUGUGUGGAUGGACGACGGGCUCCACUGACAGAAUGGAAGACGUGUAACCUUGGAGCCAUUCCACCCAACAUUGUUAUGACAAGACCCGUACUCACUGCUCACAUUUAUGACUUUCUCAUAAAGUCACAGGAAAUGCGUCCAAAUUCUGACUUCAGUCUGUUUGAGUCUCAGCAGUAUGGUGAAAGUGAUCUUCUCUUUAAAGAUGCCACACAGUGCUUGGUUCACACUAGCCAAAUGGAUUACCACUCUAUACUGGGAGAGGAUUUCUAUUCACAAGCAGAAAGCAUCUUUAAGUGCACACAUUCAGACAUUCUGCAGUUUUGCAAUCAAGAUGUGUGCAGCAUAUUCUAAUCAACCUGACAUCAUAUGACAUCAAGAGGGUUUAUUUAAUAUCAUAUGCCCCUUCCAGUAAAUUACUAAUCUUCUGAUUGUGUUGUUGGUACAGAGUACUGAUGUAACAUUUCAAGUCAUGAUAG